AUGACCCAACCACAGCUGGUGAUAGGAGGGCCUGGGGAAAAGGCGGGAGAAUUGAAAGGCGCUAGGGGAGUAACAGUGGACAAGGACAACAGAAUCGUUGUAUGUGACAGGAACAAUUUCCGCGUGCAAAUUUUUGAUUCCCUUGGAGAGUUUUUGUUUGCUUUUGGAAACAAAGGAAGCAGUUGUGGUGAAUUCCCCGGUGGUCCCUUGGGUGUAGCGGUGAGCAACGACGGAAAGUUUUUCGUCUCUGAUUGGAGCGGUAGAACGGUGCAAAUGUUUGAUGCGAAGGGAAAGUUUGUGAAAAGAUUGAAACUUCCUGAAGACGAAGACGAAAAAUGCGCCAAGUUCUCAUACGUAGUCUUUGGUCAAAAAGAACAACAAGUUUAUAUUACUGAUUGCCAAAACAGGAAAAUUUAUGUGUUUGACAGUAACGGGGAGUACUUGUCACACUUUCAAGUUGGAUGUCCAGAUGAAGACGAUGGACUCCGCAGCAAACUCCGUGGGGUUGCAAUAAACAGAAAAGGAGAGAUUGUAACAUCCCUGGUGAACGAUGGCGCCCUCCAAGUACUGAGCACAGAUGGAAAACCUCUGAGACACAUUUCGCUUCCAUUCUCAAAAUCUGACAAAGUUUUUGCUCCCGGAGCCAUCACUGUUGAUUCUAAUGACAACAUGUUGAUGGCGGAUGGUAUGAGAAAUUGCCUUCUAGUGUUUUCGGGAGAAGAUGGGCACCUUAUAGCAGAAUGUGCAAGAGAGAGCCUUUGUAAACCGUAUGGAGUUGCCGUAGAUAGAGUGGGACGAGUAAUCAUGACUGAUUCUUCUAAUCAAAUUAAGAUAUUUUAG
Messenger RNA from Stylophora pistillata, 840 nucleotides. RefSeq names its product E3 ubiquitin-protein ligase TRIM45. NCBI's taxonomy places the organism in Eukaryota, Metazoa, Cnidaria, Anthozoa, Scleractinia, Pocilloporidae. Gene Ontology annotation, molecular function: zinc ion binding; protein binding. The record is from RefSeq and is a predicted model, not a curated record.